Megachile rotundata (alfalfa leafcutting bee) is the source of this 2377-nucleotide messenger RNA. RefSeq lists its product as uncharacterized. The record is from RefSeq and is a predicted model, not a curated record. Lineage: Eukaryota; Metazoa; Arthropoda; Insecta; Hymenoptera; Megachilidae. Gene Ontology annotation, cellular component: nucleus. Gene Ontology annotation, biological process: regulation of transcription by RNA polymerase II. Gene Ontology annotation, molecular function: zinc ion binding; DNA-binding transcription factor activity, RNA polymerase II-specific.
UUACAGAACCAAUAUUAAAUAAUAAACUAAUCAAUACCCGUCAUCAAUUAACAAUAACCAAAGAUUUUGUUAAUUUUCACUAAAGCAUAGGUUAUGUCAUCUUUUGACAACCCGCUAAAAUGUUCAUUUCUCGUCAGAUGACGCCACCGAUUUAUCAACGAGUUUGACAAUUCUGAUUGUUUUCAUUAGGUUUGUUUUAUUAUUAAACAUUUUGCUCGAAUAAAGGAUUCGAUUCAAUUUAUGACUGAAAACUCAUCAAAUUGUUAUUCCGAACAAACGUUUAUCAAAUACGGAAUCGAAUGACAUCAAUCUUUCUUGAAGUUGUUGAUUGCUUCGCUAUUUGUUGGCUGUACUAACCGUAACUCGACGUGUAUGUAAACGUCAAAACAAACUUAGGUAUCGAAAGGCAACAAUGUUCAUCGUUACGAAAGAGAUCGACGGUGACAAUAUCGGCAAAUUAUGCCGUACAUGUUUAAGAGAAGACGGUGACAAAAUGGUUUGUUUAUUCGUGGGACCGGCUGGCUCUUCUCUCGCUGCAAAAUUGCGGUCUCUGUCAUGUUUGGAAGUUUGGCAAGGUGAUGGUCUUCCAGAGAAAAUGUGUGAUCGUUGCGUAACCAGAGCAGAGUCAGCUUUGCUGUACAGAGAACAAUGUCGAGCUGCAGACAGAGCAUUGAGACAAGCUGUUUUGAAGGUUUCUGGUUUAACUUCCUAUACUACAGUAUCCGGAUGCAAGUUGUAUCAACAGAAUCAAGGUUUCCUACCAGUAGAAAAUCCUCGUAAAACCUUGAAAUGCAUAGAAUGUGGCGCUGCAUUUACCAGCUAUCAGGAACUCUGUACUCAUAACAGGCUACAUCUACCUUUCGUUCAAGACAACGUACCAACACGACAUAUGCACAUAGUCGAAUCUCAGAACCCUUACUUUAAUUUUAACUUUAAUUUCAAUUUCAAUCAUUCGAACAACCUGACAGGCGACGACGUUCAGCAUGCGCAAUCAUCCACACUGAUCAGACCAAAUACGAUGCAAACGAUUCCACCAAACGGUGAAAAUCCAAGUCGUGCUGCUUGUGCUCUACAUUGUUCCUUGUGCAAUCGUACCUUUACCAAUAGAACGCAAUUGAUUAACCAUAAUAUUUCGCACAACGCGGACAACAUAGAUAUUCCUUGCGAAAACGAGAGUAUAGAUAUCUGCGAGAAUUCUAAUCAGGUUCCACAAAAUUUGAGUUACGAAAGAUCUAUUAAUUCCGUCGGGAAUUCCAUCCAAAACUUAUCUUAUCAAAGAUCGACGACGAACGAUAACAACGAGAUGCAGAAUUUAUCUUUUUCCGAGAACAUCGAUCUCGUGGAGGACGUGCGGGAUGGCAGCCCUCCAGAGCGCGUGCAAAACACGUCGUUACACGACUCUAACGCCUACGAUUCCCGUUCGAUCGUUCGUUUCUCGAAAAACGGUGAACGCACCGAUAACGGGAAGAGCAUCGAUGAGUAUCGAUCUUGCACGAACGUCUACGAAGGCAGCGUAGAGAAAGAAAAUUUGACGAACGCACAGCGUAAAAAGUUCAAGUGCGAACUGUGCUCUAAACUAUUCUCUCAGAAAUCGAAAUUGCUGACGCAUCGACUGUCGCACUCUAGUCAACGACCGUUCAAAUGUUCCGACUGCGAAAAGGCUUAUUCCACGAAGAGCAAAUUAAACGCGCAUGUACGUUUGCACACGAAAACGAAUGUGCACUCGUGUAAAUUAUGCAACAAAGUGUUCGCGUAUCCCUCCUACUUACGCGAGCACGAGAAAACCCACGAUCAAGAUAACGGUAUCGCGAACAACGAGGGGGGUCAAUCUUUCGAGUGCUCCGCUUGCAAAAAGAGAUUUCGAUCCUUGAAAAAUUUAAGAGCUCACGAGCGACUUCACACGGGGAAAGGCUUAGUACAGUGCGAAAUAUGCGAUAAGAGAUUCAGUCAACGUUACAAUCUCAAGAUUCAUUUGCGAACACACAAAGCGACGAGGCCGCACAAGUGCGAAUAUUGCGACAAGUGUUUCGUGCAAAAGGGUAAUCUAGCGGAACAUUUAAGGAUCCACACGAAAGUCAAACCGUUCGAAUGUAAAUUAUGUAAGAAGCGUUUCUCGCAGUCGAGUCACUUGAAAAAUCAUCAAGCAUCGCACACCACUGUCAGACAACAUCAGUGCCGCUUAUGCGGCAAACGAUUCAAAUUGGCGAGCCACCUGAAGAGACAUUUAAUUUUGCACGACGGCACCAAAGCGUACAGAUGUAAUCGAUGUAAUCAGUUGUUCUCGCAAGCGUUUAGUCUGACGAGGCACUUGAAGAGGCACGAAUCGCAAACGUAACGUGUACAUUGUAUAUUUGAUAUUAAAGGUAGAUUUUACAUA